ACAAUAUAAAAGGUUUUCCCGCGCCUGGUCUUUAGUCACAGCCAAUUCCCAUUGGAGCUAAGAUCCUGAAGCAGGUGGUCAGUCUGCCCUAGCUGAAGUCAUUCUUUAAGAAUAUCUUCUUUUUUUGGCAGCUGGAAGCGGCUGUUUCAGGCUUAGCAAGAUGUCGUGGAAUAGCCAACAGGAGUUUUCCCUCCCAUCUACCAACCCAUAUGGGAACAAUACGGUAGUGGAUAUGGCACCAGCAGAGAUCCUUCAUAUGGUUGAUGCUCACUGGUACCAGUAUCCUCCUCUGAAUCCACUAUGGUAUGCUUUGGUUGGCAUGUGGGUAGGAGUCAUGGGAUGUCUUUCCAUUUCUGGUAACUUCAUUGUCAUCUGGGUCUUCAUGACCACCAAAUCACUGCGUAGCCCGGCUAACUUGCUUGUUGUCAACCUGGCCAUCUCUGAUUUCCUGAUGAUGUUCUGUAUGUUCCCACCCAUGAUGAUUACCUGCUACUGGCAAUCAUGGACUCUUGGUGCAUUCUUCUGUGAAGUCUAUGGGUUCCUGGGAUCUCUUUUCGGCUGUGUCUCAAUCUGGUCCAUGGUUUGGAUCACCCUCGAUCGUUACAACGUCAUCGUUAAGGGUGUUUCUGGAACUCCACUCUCUAGCAAAGGAGCCCUCAUGAGAAUUGGUGGCACUUGGGUAGCUUCCAUUGCCUGGUGUCUUCCCCCAUUCUUUGGCUGGAACCGCUAUGUACCAGAGGGCAACCUGACUGCUUGUGGUACUGACUAUCUUACUGAUGAUGUCGUCUCUCACUCUUAUCUGUACAUCUACUCUGUCUGGGUAUAUCUGUUGCCUCUUUUCCUCAACAUCUACCUGUACUCCUAUAUCAUCAAGGCUGUAGCCAACCAUGAGAAACAGAUGCGAGAACAGGCCAAGAAGAUGGGUGUCAAGUCUCUCAGGAGUGAAGAGAGCCAGAAGACCUCUGCUGAGUGCCGUCUGGCCAAGGUUGCUCUCAUGACUGUGUCCCUGUGGUUCGUUGCAUGGACACCCUAUUUCAUCAUCAACUGGAGUGGAAUGCUCAAGAAAGAACUGGUCUCUCCUGUAUACACCAUCUGGGGAUCCGUAUUCGCCAAGGCCAAUGCUGUUUACAAUCCAAUUGUGUAUGCCAUCAGUCAUCCCAAAUACCGUGCAGCCCUCGAGAAGAAGUUGCCAUGCCUGGCAUGUACUACCGAGGGUAAUGACACAGUUAGCGAAACUGUCUCUGCUGCUCCCACUGAAAAGGCUGAGUCUUCUUAAAUUACACGAAGAGGACAACCUAUUGUGAACCAUCAUCUCUAACAGACUAUUGUUUGAUUAACUGACUUAUUAAAUUUAACCCAGCACUAUGGCCAUGAGGUUAUGAGUGCCAAUUGACAAAUGUUUCCCUUUUCUUCACUCAAAAUACAUUAAUCUGGAAAA
Macrobrachium nipponense is the source of this 1438-nucleotide messenger RNA. RefSeq names its product rhodopsin-like. The record is from RefSeq and is a predicted model, not a curated record. Gene Ontology annotation, molecular function: G protein-coupled photoreceptor activity. Gene Ontology annotation, cellular component: plasma membrane. Bases 161 to 1276 code for a protein of 371 amino acids. Lineage: Eukaryota; Metazoa; Arthropoda; Malacostraca; Decapoda; Palaemonidae. Gene Ontology annotation, biological process: cellular response to light stimulus; phototransduction; G protein-coupled receptor signaling pathway. The transcript has 2 exons.